Molecule: messenger RNA, 844 nt
Organism: Culex pipiens pallens (northern house mosquito)
Lineage: Eukaryota; Metazoa; Arthropoda; Insecta; Diptera; Culicidae
Product: proteasome assembly chaperone 2
Exons: 1
Coding region: 75-803 (242 amino acids)
Biological process (GO): proteasome assembly
Cellular component (GO): cytosol; nucleus
Source: RefSeq, a predicted model, not a curated record
AAAACAAAAACACUUAUCAUCACCAGUGAACGAUUCAAAAGUAUCCGGACGUAAAACUAGUUUGUCCCGCAAAAAUGUUCAAAUUCACAAAGGAAAUCCACCUGUCCGGUUACACACUGGUCCUGCCGAGCGUUAGCGUCGGAAACGUGGCCCAGCUGGCGGUUGAUCUGCUCAUCGAAACCCUCAAGCUGGAAAAGGUUGGCCUGUUGUGGCACCCGGCACUGAUUCCGAUCGUGGGCCCACCGGCCUACGACCACGACCAGGACAAGCUGACCACAACCGCAGAAUUGUACGCCUGCACGGAACGCCGGCUGCUGGUUCUUCAGAUCCGGGCUCCUUUGGUUGGUGCGCUGCAAGCGGAAUUCCUCGACCGGUUGACGGAUUUCGUGCGGGAUCAAAGUCUCGCGGAUGUCAUCGUGUUGGCCAGCAGCUUCGCCCACGAGAACCACCGGGUUGGGGCACGGCCGUACAAGUACUUGACCAACGAAAAGUUUGGCACGAGUCACGGUGAGACGUUGGAGCGGUUGAAGUGGGACCCGCUGGACGGAACCGUUAUCCACGGUGGAGGUUACGCCGCGAAGCUGUUGGAAGUUUGCACCGCCAAGGAGUUGGCAUGCUUUACGCUGUUCAACUACGUGUCCGAGGGGGACAACACGCCGGAUGCGGUGCAGCUGGUUUCGCUGCUGGACCAGCUGAAGCAGCCGCUUUUGCCACGGGAAGAAGACGGGAUCAAGAUUAAGCUGGCGAUUCCGAGCUCGUGGAAGCAUCUGUUUGGCAACGCGGCACCGGUUAAUGUAUAUUGAGUGAGGUUGUGGGAAUAAAGGACGUUCGGGUUGAAACUUUU